UGAACUGCCGUGGACGGUGGAAUGCGGCUGCCGGAGCCAGCGGGCAUUGCCGGGCAGGCGGCCGAGAUGUACGCACCAAGCCGGGGUGACUCCGCGGCUGCUCGGGGUCCGAGUUAACGGAGUUGUUUGUGAGAAGGACGCCUUGUUGGUUUGGCUCGGAGAGGGGGCGACGGCUGUGUAAUAGCACCCCCCUUCGUGGUUUUACAUAGAUUACGUUUGAGGAGAAAGAGGGGGGCGGACUGGGAGCCUCGAAGGAGCAUCAUGGAGCCUCGCAACGCAGCCACCCUCAAGAUCCAAAGAGAGAAACUUGCAAAUGAAACAUCUGAUUUUCAACUGUAACCUUCCCCUGGUGCUCUGCGCACUUAACAAGUUUGUGAGAGACCGACAGCAGCAAAAUGUUUUACGGUUCUUCUUCCGGGGCCAGCAUGUCCCUGCCCUCCAAGAGCCGGCUGAAGCGCCAGAGCAGGACCUUUACGCAGGUCCUGUACCGCACUCUGAGCUACCGCGACCGCGUCCCGGCGGAGGUGGGCACAAACACGCGCGGGGACCGCCGCUCGACGACCGAGCCCCCGGAGCGACCUGCGGACGACCCAGCCGAGCUGUCCCACCAGAGCUCUGCUCCUGGGGUCCUGAAAAUCUUUGGCGACGAGAUAUGCACCGGCGCCAACUACAAGAGCGUCUUGGCCACGCCCCGCUCCAGCGCCCAGGAGCUGGUCAAGGAGGCGCUGGAGCGCUACUCGCUCAACAAGGACGCUGCCCACUCCUACGUCCUGUGCGACGUAAUUGGGCGCCUGGAGGGGGAAGGCGUGAUCGGUGGCGGCGGUGGAUGGCGGACGGAGUGUCUUCGUGCGCUCGGCGACAACGAGAAGCCGCUGUUGCUCCAGGAGCUGUGGAAGCCUCGAGAGGGACACGCCCGCCGUUUUGAGCUACGCAGGAGAGCAGAGGUGGAGGAACUCAAUGCCAAGGAGAAGGACACCAUCACGGCUGGGCCCAAAGCUGCCCAGUUCCUGGCGGCUCUAAUGGGUCGGUCCGGGCUGGGCAAACACCGGAGCUCCCCUCUGCGGUCGGGUCGGGCGGCUCCGUCCGGCUCUAAAGACAUCAACGCCCAGGCCCGCAAGCUGCAGAGGAACCGGGCCAAGGGGACACUGACCUUGCCUCGCUCCAGCAACUCGUCCUUGUGUCGCAGCCUCAGCGAGACCAGCCUCAACCAGCUGUCAGUCGGCGACGAGCCCAAGCGCUACUAUUCCACCCUGCCAGGGCCCUACAGGGGCCGGGAGGCGGCAUGCGGUGGGCGGAAGAAGGAGGAGGCGGGGCAGGGGGGCGUGCGCCACUCCUUGUACCAGUCGCCGCACCUGCUGCUGCUGCAGGGGUACAACAGACAGGACUGCCUGGUGUACCUGCUGAACCGAGAUCAGCACACAGUCGGUCAGGAGACACCCUCGGCCCGUCCCAACAUCUGCUUGUUCUCCCCGGAUGUCCUGCCGCUUCACUGCCGCCUACGUCGCGUCCCCACACUGCGCCGCCACUCCCACAGCGCCAAACCAGAGGACCCGUCGGACCCUCAGCGCUUCUGCGUGGCUGUGGAGCCGGUCCUCAACGCCACCGUCCUGGUCAACUUCUCCCGCUGCGAGCGCUCCACCACGCUGCGCCACGGCGACCUCCUCUCCUUCGGGGCGCAUUACAUCUUCCUAUACAAGGACCCCACGGGCGCCAAGCCCCUCCCCGCCCAGACCCUGGCGCGCCUUCGCAGCCUGGGUCAGGUCUAUGACGGCGGACUGGAGGAGGAUGGGACUUGUAAGGUGUGCGGAUCCAUGCUGAAGGACAGGACGGUGCCAGCAUCAGGCGUCACCCCCGCCAGACGCAGCUUCAGACCGCACCCCGUCAAAUCUCGCUGCGGCGGGGCCAUCACAGCAGCGGUGGAGGCAGGAAGAGGAGGACAGAAGAGGAAGCUACACCUGGAGUUUGAUCCGGCCCAUGAAGACCAGCUGCUGAACCGCAUCAUGUCCCUCAUAGAACCUGGAGGCGACGACCACAAACUGACGCCGGCCUACCUGCUGUGUCUUUGCAUACAACACUCGGCCGCCGCCUUCCCGCCCGGGAGCUUCGGGAAACUUUUGCUGAAGAUCGUGCGGCGGAUCCAGACGGUGGCAUGGGAGAAGACAAAGGAGUUGGCCCAGAAGCAAGCUCAGCAUCAGGACCCAUCCUCUCUGUCCCUGCUCAACAUCUCAGACCUGAUCCCAGACCUGCAAACCAUCUUCUUCUGGAUGUCCAACUCCAUUGAGAUCUUGUACUUCAUUCAGCAGAGAGUGCCGUCAUACACGCACAACAUGGAGAUAUUGCAAGGGUCGAAGGAGUCUCUGCUAUCGGCAACCAUCUCGGCCAACGAGGAGGCCAUGAGCAUUCUGGAGGAAGUCAUCAUGUACACCUUCCAGCAGUGCGUCUACUACAUCACCAAGGCUCUGUACGUAGUCCUUCCAGGUCUUUUGGAUUGUAAUCCCUUCCCGAUGGACAGCUCAGAGCCCUGCUGGAAAGGAGGCGUAGGAUUCCCAGAGCCUGUACGCAGGGUCCUCCAGGUGUUCCAGAGCGGCCAGGAGCUGUUGCAGGGCUAUCAGGUCCAUCCCGAGAUCCAGGCUCAGAUGUUUGCUUACCUCUUCUUCUUCUCCAACGUGUCCCUCUUCAACCAGCUGAUGGACAAAGGUCCGUCCCGUGGUUGGUUCCAGCGUUCCAAAGUGUUGCAGAUGCAGGCGUGUCUGCGGAUGGUGUCCGAGUGGGCCAGCAGAUCCGGUUUGGGCCACCUGGCGGACAAAUUCUUCACCAAACUCAACAGCGUCAUCUCUAUCUUGGCCACGCCCCCCCAGCAGCUCACACAGCUGAGCUGGAGGAUGUUGUCCAGCGAGCACGCCAGCCUCAAGCCCGUCCAGCUGCACCGGAUCCUCACGCAGUACCAGCUCACCGCCGAGACGGGGCCCGUGGCCGCCUGGCAGCCCAGCAGCGAGGACGAGGCCUACAUUUACAGAACAGUGGACCUCCUGGAGAGCUUUGAGAACCACCCGCCCAUCGUGCUGCCCAGCGGCGGCUUCAGCGUGGACCUGGAGGGCGAGCGCGUGGAGGACAGCAUCUACAGGCAGCUGCUCUAUGUGCGACACUUCCUGUGGGGACUGCGUGCCAAGACGCAGGCGCACGCCACGCUCGCCAACGGCAACAGCGCCGCUGCCGAUGCUCAGCAGAGGGAACUGUUGCCCCCGGCGAUGCACAGCAGCCCUCGCUCGGUGACCCCCGGGGACGGCGAGGAAGAAAAGGGGCGGGACAGAGCCGCGGGGCAGCAAACGCACAGCCUGCGGAGAAACGGCGGCGUCCACCUACACCCCCGCCCCCGAGCAGGAGGCGCCGAGUUGUCCUGCCUUCUCACCCCUCCCAACACGCCGCUGUACCCCGAUGGAGGAGGAGGAGCAGCAGGCCCGCCCGUAAACGGCUGUGGCAGCAGAAGCGACGGCAAGAAGGCAAACGGACUCAUCGCCAAUGGCGUGGAAGGGUGUAUUAGUGGGUGUGACUUUCCCUUCCCUGUCUCCUCCCCCGGCGCCCCCUCCCUCCCUGAUGACAUGUGUGUGGUGUUUGUAGUGGAACUGGACAAGGGACCAUACGGACUCGGCAUGGGACUCAUCGACGGCCUGCACACGCCUCUCAACGCGCCGGGCAUCUACAUCCGCACGCUCAUCCCUGAGGGUCCGGCGGCAUCCGACGGCCGGCUGAGGAUAGGGGACCGCAUCCUGGCCGUGAAUGGGACCAGUCUGAUCGGAGCGGACUACCAAAGCGCGGUGGAUCUGAUCCGACUGGGAGGGGGGCGUCUCCGCUUCUUGGUGGCCAAGUCUGACCCGGAAGUCUCAGACAAGAUCAGCGCGUCAUCCUGUUGACCUCACGAGGGUGACGUAAGUCACGCCCGCCCACAACAGGAACUGUCAUUGUUUUCAUCACUCAGCAGGCAGUCUGGUAGGCGGGACUUAAUGUGCCAGCUGUCAGUCAAAAUGCAGAUGAGCAUCACGUGACCCCCCCCCCCCCCCCCACACACACACACACACCCUAGGAGAGACUAAAGGAGGAAUUUGGCUUUUAUUUAUUUUGUUUGUAUGUAAAUAAUGUUUGUAAACAUUCAUUGCUGCUUGUUGAUUGGAUGAUGGAACCAGGCUGUAGCUCCUCCCCUCCACCCAAAGAUCUCAUUUUGUGAUCAUCCUUAUGAAUUAUAACCAACACUUUCUUCUAGUCAAAGACAAACUUUUUUUAAGGGUCCUAUUCUGCUCAUUUUCAAAUAUUGGAUCCCUGUGGGGCACCAAAGUAAGUUUCUUUAAAUAAAACGCUUCAUAAAUAUCAAUUCUGCAUUCUUUUCCUCUUAGCCGAAACGCUCGAUUCCGCAGCCGACCACGCUUACUCUGUUGUGAUUGGUCAGUGGCCACAUCGGACGUCAUCAUAUGGAGGAAUAUUGGCGAAUCCAGCGUGGAACUGUACUUUGUUCACAAAACGGCUGUUGGUGAAGUGGAAGAGCAGAGGUGCAGUGCCCGCAAAGCUCUGCUGUCACACUAGAGGGCAGUGUUGCCCUGAGCGUGAGCAACCACCACGCCAAUGUAGAAGUUGUGAACGUAGACGCUGCGUCUCGGGGGUUAGUCCACUGCUGCUAUACGGCAAUGUAGCCGCCAUAUUGGAUGUGUCAAGGCUGCGCUGUAAAUGAAUACAAGUAUAUGUACUUACUUUCAUAAAGCGCCUUUCUACAAACAAAUCUAAACUAAUCCCUCUCAUUUAUACAUUCACACACGUACUAAAAUACUUCGGCAACAGUUUGAGAAGAUGAAAUACAUUGUUUUUGGUGCCAAACUGUUUCCCAAGGCUAUUAGUGCGUGUGUGAAUCUUUUAAAGAGGCAUUAACUUACAUUUCAGUUUGUAGAAAGGCGCUUUAUUAAGUACAUUUCCUUGUAUUCACUUACAGCGCAGCCUUGACACAUCCAAUAUGGCGGCGACUUUGGUUUACGGAUCAGCGCACGUUGCGGCGUCUGUGUGUAAUCCACUCCCAAAAACGUUGAUUUGGGAAACCACAACAUAUUUGGUCUUUUUUUUUUUAGAUCAUAUACAUGGUGCAAGUAGGUAAUUUAUAAGCAGUCUUUUCUUGGUUCCAUACAUUUUUACACCACUGAAAAAUUACAAAAGCAUUUGCUAGUAAAAUAUGUUUGGAUGGAUGGUAUUUCUCAGUUUAGAAAAAAAAACUCUAGCUAAAUGGAUGAUGGACCUCUAGAAGAAUCCAUCAUUGCACUCUGCUUAUGGUUUACACUUAUAGUACUGCAUUUGAUGUUUUAUUCUAUUUAUUUACGUAUGGUACACGUAACGGUAUAUGACGUUUACGUCUGCGCUACGUGCAUAGCCUACGUUUUUACAUAGUUCACUUUUGUCAUAAGACGAUAACAUCCAUAUGCUAACAAAGUCUUUAAAUAAGAGUCACUAAUAAAAUAACCCCCCAAUAUAUUACAUAUAUGAAGUAUAUGUUCAUACAUGUAAAAAAAUAAAAACUACCACAGCAUGUGACGCCGCAGAAGCGCUGUCGGAAAAACUUGUGAAGGGAGAAAGUGACGUAGGUGCGCUACACGAUUGCAUUUCCCGUACGUAUUGCGCAGAGACGGGAAACCUGCCAGGUUGCCAUCACUCUGAGGGGCUGGACACACAGACCACAGUGAUUUACAGUUAUAAAUAGCAAAAAUAUGUAUUACAGAUUGCGUAAGUGGCGGAGACAGUGUCGAACACUUUUUGUCUGUUGUGUAGAAAACACAACCUGAUGACAAUUUCAGCCCGUUUGCGCGUCGCCAUUUUAUCAGAGAGAUGAUGAAAUAACACCAAAAGCCACUUCCAUCGCCGUUGUGGAACUCAUACUUGGAAAAAGCGCUCCUGAUUUUAUUUUGAACGUUUGGCAACUAUCCAUUUUUGUAACUCUCUUACUUUGCAACAGCUCAUCACUUUAGCGAUGGUAGGGUAUUUGUCUCUGUUAACUCGUUCGCUUGCCCUGCUGCUGCUAGCAAAAUUGAAAAAAAAAAAAAUGCAACAUUGCAUUAAUUGUGCAGCUGUUACUCUAACUGCAUUUAUAUGAAUAUAUGAACCCUGUGGCAAAAGCAACAGAUCUCCUUGGCUCAAAUCAACUCUCCUUUCCACUUCCUGUUCCUGUCUUUAGCCGCUGGCUCGCUAACGCUAACCUAGACUCACUAGACUCACUAGCUAACGCCGCGUGACGGUGCCAACAGGCGAAUCGUGAACCUGAUGUGACCUCACGGGUUGAGUGAAUCGGGCGCAUCUCUGUAUCUGUAUCUCUGGCGACGUAGCUGCCGCACUGAGCGUUGAAUCAUACGUUGUGACCGCCAUAUUGGAUGUGGUAAAAGAGAGAACAGGGAAGAUGACUAAUCCAUGUUCUGCAUGGAAUUGUACCAACCAGUUUCCUGUCCAGACAAGAUCUCACAGGUAAAGCUGAACAAAUACUUCUGAUUGUAUUUGGCCACCAUCGUAUCCUUUUACCAACACAAUUUGUUGACUUGAAUACCGUGGGUUCCCGUGGUGAAACUGUUCCCCAUCACUUCCUGUCGGGAAAGAAGACAAAAAGACAACCUGUUUAAGUCAACGUGGAUUUAAUUUGUGCUACAACAUUCAUCUUAAUCAAUCACACCCACGGGACAUUAAAAAAAAAAUCUACAAUGCAUGUGUUGAUGACAGAUGGUUAUUUUUUUGUUUGCUUGUUUGGUUUUUUGUUGGGUUUUUUUUUUACAGAAAAUAUUUUUUCCAAAUGUAAGAAAAAAAUAGCUCCUAAGAAGCCGGGGCGACGCACGGGACUAAAGGACUUCCUGCGCUGAUGACACGGUCGCGUCGCCGUCCCGCGUUUGUCGCACCGCGGAAGCACACACGUUAACGUUCUAAAAGCUCAGAAGGUUCAAAUAAAAAAAAAGGUUUUUAAGGCUUUUGUCACGAUUUCUGUGCCGAGACAAAACUGUGCACAUGGCGCUCGCUGACUAAAUUAAAACAAUCACUUUGUCUACGUUCAGGUUAGCAACUCCCGACUCCGCCCACUCGCCUCAGUCAAAUUCUUGGUGGCUUCCUCGCCAGUGGAAGGUGAAACAUCGCUUUGGGACCACCACCCAAAUCCAGGAUGCAGUUGGCCUGUUCCCGUUUACCAAGUAGUGUUAAAAGUCCGCUGCAGAAUUUUUGCUUAAAUUUAAAAACUACGAAAAGCCCAUCUUUUGCAUGAGAUGCCCUUCAGGUGUUUUAGUCCGGCAUUGGCGAGGUUUCACUUCCUAAGGUCGUGGCUUUGCGACGCCAUGGCGACGAUGACGGGCUGCUGGGCGGGCGGGACUUGAUGCUCGCUAGCCCCGCCCCCGUCCUCCAUCUUGGGCCGCUUGGCCUGAGGCUCGCCGACCAUGUCACCUAUGCCGGGCUGUCGGCUCAGCAGGACGGGCGGGGAGCUGGAGGCCUGGGCCGCCAAGAUCUGGAGAGGACUGCUCAGACCUGGACAUGAAACGGGGAUUAGACUUGAGCUGCAUUUUGUCUUCCUGUCUGCGGAGCACCUCAUCAAGUCCCCGUCCGCCGUGUUCUUGCCACUAAAAAAGUAGCCUUUCGUCAUCACAACAUCACAUACCCGCUGUAAAAAGGCUGGUUGCCGUGACGACUGCAUCAUUUGUGUGUUUUCCAUUCUGGGUGACGGCACGGACAGGAAGUUGAUGCAGACCUGGCGCCAGGUUGCGUGCGUCCGCCCCCUGCACGGCGCCGUCCACCGUCUGGAUCACCAGCUCUCGGUUGAGCUGCGCCUCUGGAGACGAUAUCGCAGCUGUCAAUCAUCGUGCAACACCCACUUUUUACAGCCGGCAUCGUAAUACCUCUCAGCUCGCUCUUUCCCGCCCCCUGCAUCCCUGGCGCCGUGGUCCCGACAGAGGGGGCGCCGUACCCAUUGGGAGGGGCGCUGGUGACCACACGCAGCAUGGUGACGGAGGACUGUGGCGGGUUCUGGAGAAAGUGGACGGGCUGGACUUGUCCUUGUCCUGGAACGAGGGCGAGGGCCUUGCCCAGCCCGGGGGGCAGGGCUACAGUCGGGUGGGGGGGCGCCGCCAUGAUGACAGGCUGAGCGCUGACUGGAGAACCUGAAUGGAUACGCAUGACUAUCAGAACAUUUACAUCCACCUCUCACACAUUCUCAUCACGCCACACUUCUGUCAAGCUUUGAAAACUACAAACCCUAAACCACAUUUGGUGCCCUAGCUAGAAACUAACCCUAACCCUGGUUGGAAACCCUAAACCACAUUUGGUACCCUAGCUAGAAACUAACCCUAACCCUGGUUGGAAACCCUAAACCACAUUUGGUACCCUAGCUAGAAACUAACCCUAACCCUGGUUGGAAACCCUAAACCACAUUUGGUACCCUAGCUAGAAACUAACCCUAACCCUGGUUGGAAACCCUAAACCACAUUUGGUGCCCUCCUUUCAACCCAAAUCGUAGCCCAAGCUGAAUGAAAUCAGUGUAAAGUAAUGUGGACUAAAAUCUCAGGUAUUUUAAACCCUAAAAAAAACUAGAAAAACGCUAAAAAGUAUUUACGGGCUCACCUGGCGCACUCUGAGAGUAGCGGUACUCGGGUACGGCCGCCAGUUUGUGGGCCAGCUGCUCGUGGUGGUCGGGCGGGACAGGCGACCCCUCCCUGCUCAAACAUUCGGGGGUCUGCAACCCGCUGGAUGGGGGGGAAAGUAGUCCCUGAUGAGUCGGAGAGGCGGGGGCGCUCCUGGAAAACAAAAGAAGAAAGCAUUAAGGGAGGGAUGCCCUCAUUCUGAGCGCGGGGGAGGGACUUACUUGGUUCUGUCCAAUCAAGCGACAGCAAGGAGCAGAGAGGACAAACAAAGACAUUCCAGGAGAUGUAGCGUGCGUCCGGACGUCUCUACAGGUGGGCUUACCUGGACGAGAGCGGUCCGAAGGGCGUCCUGAAGCAGGCAACCCCCCGUUGCCGCCGCUUCCUGAAGGCCUGCUCCACCAGCUUGAUCUCAGAGGCCGAGUCCACACGCCAAAAGCUGCCUUUGCCGGGCUCGUCCUGGGAGCGCGCCACUUUCAGGAAGUAGCGAUUCAGGGACAGGUUGUGUCUGAUGGAGUUCUGGCGGAGCACAAAGACGUUAAAGGGGGCGUCCUGGGCCGUACUGGCCGUCUUUCAGGCGGGGCGACACACACACCUGCCAGCCCUUGUCGGCCGUGCGGUAGUAGGGGUAGUGUUUGGUGAUGUGAGCGUAGAUGCCGCUCAGGGUCAGCUGCUUGUCCGGCGCCGAGGAGAUGGCCUGAACGAUCAGCUGAGCGUAGGAGUACGGCGGCUUGGACUCAUCCUGGACACAAGACACAUCCACAUGCAUGGAGGUGGGCGGGCUUUGUGAAGGGGCGGGGAUUCAUGUCAACACGCUUCAUCACCUUGGGGCUGUCGCCGCCGCCGAUGGCCGACUCCCCUCGCGGCUCACCGGCUCCGCCCCUCUGCUCGGUGGCGCUUCGCCUGUGCUCGCUAAUGGCCUUGGCGGCGUACUCGGCUGCCAGCUGGAGGUCGGAGGUCACGUUGCGGCCGUAGCGGUAUCCCGACGACCCCGCGCCUCUGGGACUCGCCGGGCAGGAGUUGGGAACGCUGAGAGACGAAAGAAAUCACCCAUCACCUCUUUCUUUAUCUUAUUGGCCUAAGUUGGAAGGUCAAAAUAUUAGAAACGGCUGUCAGUAUGAUGCGGGCUUUAUUUAGCAAUGUGCCCUCUAGCGGCUGGUAGCAGUAUGACAUCAGUUUACCGCAUUUUUCAAAAAACCCCCCCCAACUUUCUGAGGAAAAUAAAUUAAAUCAAAAUGUGGAAAUUAUAAAUAUAUUUUUGGACACAACAUUAGUGCGAGCGCUUUAUUGAAAAUGUUUAAAAUAAUGAUAAAAACUGAAAGGCUUGAGAUGAUGAUGAUUAUUAUACACAUUUGACAAAAUUACAAUAAAAUGUCAUUAUAAUAUAAUAAUUACACACACUUAGAAUCAAAUUGGGAUGAUCGUGAUUAUAUAAAAGAAUAACAUUUAGAAGAUAUAUGUGAUGCUGCAUUAUUAUCUGCAAGUGGCGUACAUUUGCAUAGUAAGCGUUUCAGCGCCAUGGUGACAAGUCAGCAUAAAGGCCGAGCGUACGGUGCAAACACGCAACAAUCAGUAACGCUCUGUUAAUUAUUUGCGAGCUUCCAUCGCAGGAAAAUGCAACAACAUCUGCUGCUGUUAGCAAAGUCAACAUAAACACUGCACUGAUUUGCCAUUAGCAACACACACACACACACACACACACACACACACACACACACGCACAUACUGGUAAGAAAUUAAAUGUAUUCUAAUGAUUCACUGUAUUUUUUUUCCCACAUGAAGCAAUUCUGUUCAACUUGGAACAAAAAUAGAAAUGAUUAUAAAUCAUUCAAAUUGUAUAAAAAAUGUAUAUAAAUAUAUAACUUUUGAAGAAAUGCUUUUUGAAAUGAAUGAAACGGGGAUGUUCUGAAUGAGGUCAGCACUUGUCAUCAGGAAUGGUUGUCAUCAGUUGCACAAUGUUGAAGUAGUAAGAAUUCCCCCCAAUGUUGUUGUGGAGAAUGUGGAACUGUGUGAUUUCUUUUCAUCCUGCGUUAUUUUUUUGUAUUUUUAUUUGUAUUCAAAGUUUUAGUAGUGCAGUAUUUGCCACACAGCAUAGCUAGACACCCCUUUAAAGUGCCCCCCACCCCAUGUUGGAACAGACUACUGUGUGUCCAUGUGCGUGGGUGGGGGCAACACUCUAAAAGGAAGCCACCAUGGACGUCAUUUUAAAAAAAAACAAAAAAAACGUUCUCAACAGCAAAACAAUCUUGGACCAAUCAGGAGCCGUGCAGCUGCAGCCCUGCCAUAUAAGGCAUGCUCAUUAGGAGAAAGACUGGGGUGCAGUGACGCUAAAGCACCACCAGAGGACGCGCGCACAACGAAACUGCCGCUGAGCACACGAGACAGCAGAGUUGCUAACACUGGCAGCAGCAGGCAAGGAGUUAAUCUUCAACCAAGAAGGGAAACAAUGUGUGAGAUAUGGACCUUGAAUGGCGCUCAAGUCAACAUUAGUGCACCCGCCCCCGUCCUCCCCUCCUCUUACGCCACUGUCACAUGAUUAUGAAGUAUGGGAAAACAAAGAAAGAUAAUAACUAGACAGCAACGUGGUCACAUGGCAGCACUUAAAAACGUAGGUUUGCCUGAUCACCUUUUUUUUUUAACACUCCCUAUGAUCAAAUGACCUCAUUUGCCUUUUCUACAAAUGACCACCUUUAAGACUUUUGCCGUUACAUAUUAUUUUCAUUUCAUGUUUCAAAUGGAGCAAGAAUGUACACUUCCCCAAAAGUGCACGAGUCCCUGACAUACGAGAAUGAUUAUUUUAGUCUGCUGAGUUCGUCUACAUUGUGUAAAAAUGCCAAUAAAUAAAUACAUCAAAUUCUUUGCAAAGAUUUAGUUUUCUGUUUGUGGAUUUUUUUGAGGAGACCUUUGACUGGCAGAUUUAGGGAUAACAUUUAAUUGUAUUUCACACACAUCACUCCAAUAUUUGUAUUAGUAUUAAAAAUGUAUAUACUGUAUUAGAAAACAUAUACAGCAUAUUAUUUAAAAUCGACAUGAUUUUUU
Molecule: messenger RNA, 11666 nt
Organism: Dunckerocampus dactyliophorus (ringed pipefish)
Lineage: Eukaryota; Metazoa; Chordata; Actinopteri; Syngnathiformes; Syngnathidae
Gene: radil
Product: Ras association and DIL domains
Exons: 21
Coding region: 396-3911 (1171 amino acids)
Biological process (GO): substrate adhesion-dependent cell spreading; neural crest cell migration; signal transduction
Cellular component (GO): microtubule
Molecular function (GO): GTPase binding
Source: RefSeq, a predicted model, not a curated record